This is a messenger RNA of Nasonia vitripennis (jewel wasp), 13216 nucleotides long. It is a transcript of the gene Dhc16F, whose product is annotated as dynein heavy chain 6, axonemal. Gene Ontology annotation, molecular function: ATP binding; minus-end-directed microtubule motor activity; ATP hydrolysis activity. Gene Ontology annotation, cellular component: dynein complex. Lineage: Eukaryota; Metazoa; Arthropoda; Insecta; Hymenoptera; Pteromalidae. The record is from RefSeq and is a predicted model, not a curated record. The transcript has 60 exons. Gene Ontology annotation, biological process: microtubule-based movement. Bases 683 to 12952 code for a protein of 4089 amino acids.
AUUGUUAUCUAACAAACACGUUUCCCUACUGAGACUAAAAAAAAUUCAAUCUGUAUGUCUCUUUUAUAGCGCUAAUCCUCCUAUUUUAUUAUUUUUUGAUACUCAACAUUACUUUCAAUUUUUCUUUUACAAAUUCAGAAAUCCAUUUCGAUAAACUUCCUCACAUUAUAUGCAAUAACACGAAGGCGAUUCCGGGCAUCGGAAACACAGUUAAAAAUGUUCUAUAAUAACAUGAAAACUUUCAUUCAGAAACUCGGUCGAGCAACGCAAAAAAAGAGCACGCAAUACAACGAUGGUCUUGUCGCACAGAAGCUGAUGUUUCAUGUCAAGGAAUCGUCCUAUCGAGUCCAUGCGCUCCGCCUACACGUAUAUCGAGCCGUCCCAGUUACGCGGAGACUCGCAACUACCGGCUGCAACACAGUCUACAUAUCUAUGCUGUCGUGUGCUUACGACUUGAUGAGGAUAAUUCAUUUGUUAAGUCGAUAAGCCGGGGCUAACUUCAGUCCUCGGGACGACUCUCCGCAUACGUCAAAUGCCAAUGCACGAGCUCUGCGAUCCAACGAGGGAAAAAUCGUGUACUCGCAGAGAAACCGCAACGAUUCAAAUCGCUCUGAUUUUAACAGUCUCGGAAAUCGAUAGAGUGUGAAGUAUGUGCCAGAGAUGACCUGCGAGUGUCGUUGACAUGGAGGAAGACACGUGGGACGUCGAGUCGUCGAAGUCUUCCGGCGACGGAGCUCACGUGCGUAGUCGUGCUAAGAAGCAUGUUUACGACGAGAACGAGAACAAGAGACGACGGGAUCUCGCGAAGAGGUUACGCCGCGAUCCGCCGAAAUCGUACGACAGCUUCGGGAGGAAAGAUGAAGUCGAGUUUUUCCGACCGCACGCAAAGUUUCUCAGGAAAAGCGGGGAGAAGCAGGAAACGGCGGAACCACUGACCGGGUUGCUGGAGAAGCAAAGGGAGAUCGAUGCGAAGGUAUUCAAACCCUUCUUCCAUGUGCCGGAGGUCAAAGAUCCACCGUGUGAAACGCCGAGAAAGAGUUGGUUUCUGAAGCAGAGACCAUUGAAAAUCUACGUGCAACCGAAGGGCAAGGUUUUGGAGAUGGAAUCGACGAACGCGUCGGUGAACAAGCCGGAGCCGCCAGUUUUUGCCGAUCAAUUAGAGCUGAUAAAAAAUCUGCUAUCCAAUCCAGACAUCGGCUUCUAUUACAUGAUCUACGCCGUUGAUCGGUCUUCGGAGUAUUUCAAUCCUUAUGCGCUCAAAGUAGUGCCCUACAAGGAAGUCGAUAAAGUAUACAUGACUAUUGGCUCCAAUGGAGUUACGCAGUACGGCCCGAGCGAAAUGACUUUCACGCCUAUCGAAUUAUGGAAGCGAGAGUACAAAUACUAUUUACUUCUCACCAAGAUUAGGACCUUUGAGAUUUUUCGAAAAUGGAAGUCGUUUUACGUGUGGAGGAAGACCGUCAAGUACAAUAAAAUCAGGAUCGCCGUGAACUACAUCAACAAGAACCUAUUUUUCUGCGACGCGAUGCUGUGCAGAGCUUUGAUCGAAAUCAGGGCUAUGUGUAGCGUUUUUUUGAACUCCUCACUUGUGGAUACAUCCAAAGUCGAGAAACUCCCCCUAUUCGAUUUUGUUGAACUGCAAUUUGCCAAACUAGAAUCCUUGAAGGAAAGGAUCAAGGAAUUCAGGACGUCGGCUGUAAAUAUUUUAUACGACGCUUGCCUGAACUCUCUAGCAGCCGAUGGGUUUACACCAGACGAUUCCAACAUAACGAUCGAACAGACUGCUCUUGGUAAAACGGGUGGAAAAUUUAGGAUGCCAAAGGACGGCGUAUUGAAGAUGAGCUACAUAGAGCAAGCAAAAAAGCGAGAAAAAUGUUCGCGACUUUCUUGCUUCAUUCACGUCGUUGAUUACUACCAGUUAGCUAUGAUGCAGACUCUUCUACGAAACACUUACACUGAAUUACUAGAGGUUCUCGAAGAUCAUACUAUGUACUUGCCACCUGCUACGGAAUAUGAAAAUGCCAAUGUUGAUUAUACGCUGCAGUGUAAGAGGCCAUCGAAUCACCGGAUACAGCAUCCAUAUUUCGUGGUGGACGUAUUGAUAAAACCCGAAAAUGGAAUCGUGUUGGAUCCGUCGGAAGAUAUUUUCUGGCAUGUCUUAAACACCUUGCAAUCGAUGUGGGAAGAGAGCUUACAGCAGAUUAACCCAUUACUCUCUGACGAGAUCUUUCAUCCGUUCACCAGACCACUGAUAAACAAUAGAAGGGAAGAACCAACGUGCGGUGACCCACCGAACGUUUUAACCGUAUUCAGCGAAGAUCCAAAGAUGAUGGAUUUCAAGGCGAGAUUUAAAAAUACACUCGAAGAGAAUUUCAACGCAGUCAAGAAGUACUGCGAUCGCUUCGCGCACAUUUAUAGCUUCUACGAGGAAGACACGAGCUUCGACGAAAGCGCGAUUCGCGAGAACGAAAAAUGCGACAUUUUUCGCAAAUGGUGCGAGCGCUACCGAACCGAAGAGGAAGAGAUCAACGGUAUCGUCGAAGUUCAGCCUCUUGGAAUUUUUCACAUCCAGCUUGAACGCUUCAAAAUUUCCGCAUUGCCGGCGCCCAACCAAAAACAACUGGUCCUCGCCGAUGUUAUGCCGAAACUCGGUAAACUACGCGUCGAUGCUCUGCAAGAAGAAGCAACGGAAGCUAUCGACUAUUUGGAAUCCGAUCCGGUAUCCACUGACGAUUACGUGGAGUACAUAAAAUUCGUGGAUCGAGCACAACAGAAAGUCGAUAACAUGGAAGCUCAACUUGAUUACGUGAAAGAGCUUUACGAUAUCAUGGAAGAGUACAAAAUUCCCGUACCGACGGAAGACAUGACGAAUUAUUUGGGAAUCAGCGUUCAUUUCACCACUUUGCGACUCUCGGUUGACAAGCGCCUCGAGGAGAGAACGAAAUUGAUAACCAAAUUCAACACGCAAAUUCAGAAAGACAUAGGCGUUCUUAUCGAUAAAAUCCAAAUGAUCAACGACGAAGUAACCGAAUCCUGGCUUCUCGAGCCCGAGAGUAACGCCGAAGUCUGCCUGGAAACGCUGAAGGAUCUCAACGAUCGGCUAACCGACUGUUCGAAUCUCGCGAACGACUAUCGCACCCACCAAAAGACCUUCAAAGUCGAGAUGACGCGCUUCGAAAUUCUCGAUCAGGUGGUGAACGAAGUGAAACUGCGCAUACUUCUAUGGGAGAGUCUUGCGACGUGGGAUGACACCGUCGCCACCUGGUACGAGACUGAUUUCGAGACUCUCAACGUCGAGGAAAUCACGGCGUUCGUCAUGCGAAACCUCAAGAAUAUCGUGCAGCUGGAGAAGGGACUGCCCGAGAACAAUAUACUGCCGGCAUUGAAAGAAAAAGUCGAAACAAUGAAAGACAAGCUCCCGACAAUUGGCUACCUGCGUAAUCCGAAUCUCCGCCCACGUCACUGGCUGAAGAUCGAGAACCUCUUGAGCCACAAAUUCAAACCCGACGAAGCCACGACUUUGCAGGAACUGGAAAAGCUCGGAGUCUUUAAGUACCCGAACGAGUUGAUGGAGAUCGCCGGAGCCGCGAGUUCCGAGGCGGGGCUAGAGGCAAUGCUGAAAAAAAUCGAAGAUGCCUGGAAGAGCCUCGACUUCGUCGUUUUGCCCCACAAGGAAACGAAGGACGUGUUCGUGCUGGGAUCUCUGGAGGAGGUUCAGACAGCGUUAGACGAUAGUAACAUAUCGAUCCAGACUAUAGCAGCGUCGAGGCACGUGGCGCCUAUUAAGCCCAGGGUUGACGAUUGGCUCAAGAGGCUGGAGUUGUUUGGAAAAACUUUGGAAGCAUGGCAGUAUUGCCAGCAACAGUGGACAUAUCUCGAGGCUAUCUUCUCGGCGCCAGACAUACAGAGACAGCUUCCCAUCGAGUCCAAGCUCUUCAUCGUUGUAGAUAAGUCGUGGAAAGAAAUAAUGAGAAAAACGGCCAAGAUGCCGCUAGCUUUAGAGAACUGUACACAGCCAGGUUUGUACGAGCAACUCCUGGAAAACAAUCGGAAUCUCGAUCAGAUUCUGAAGUGCCUCGAAGCGUACUUGGAGACGAAGCGAAUCGCAUUUCCCCGGUUCUUUUUUUUGUCCAACGAUGAGCUGCUUGAAAUUCUGGCACAGACAAGAAAUCCUCACGCCGUGCAAAGGCAUUUGCAAAAGUGCUUCGACGCGAUAUUUCGGCUGGAAUUCGGUGCGAGCGAAGCUGGUCCGAUGGGUCAGAAAAAGCUGUCAAACGACAUUGUUGCGAUGAUUUCACCGGAGGGCGAACGCGUGGAACUCGGAAAGGGUUUGAAGGCACGAGGUAACGUGGAAGACUGGCUGGGAAAAGUCGAGGCCGCGAUGUUCGCCAGUUUGAAGAAGCGAAUGAAGGAGGCUAUGGUGGAUUACACGAAAAACGGGAGGCAGACUGUGCUGUGGAAUUAUCCGUCUCAGAUAGUCCUAACUGUGUCGCAAAUAUAUUGGACAAAAGAUGUGCAUAUGAACUUAGAAUCCGGAGAAAAUGUUCAUCUGAAUAUGAAAGCUUUCGAACAAAAAUGUUACGAGAAUCUCAAUGAACUGGCAGCAAUGGUUCGCGGAGAACUGCCAAAACUAGUACGCGACGUCAUUAUCAAUUUGAUCACAGUCGACGUGCAUGCCAGAGACAUUAUCACGGUUCUUGUGGAAAACAAAAUAUCAUCAAGCGCAAGCUUCGAUUGGAUGAAAGCUCUCCGAUAUUACUGGGACGAAAGCGUAGACAACUGUCUCGCAAGAAUGAGCAACGCCGAGUAUACUUACGGUUACGAGUAUCUCGGAGCUCAAAGGAGACUUGUGAUCACUCCCUUGACCGACAAAUGCUACCUCUGUCUCAUGGGUGCACUGCAAUUGGACUUGGGUGGAGCACCAGCUGGUCCAGCUGGUACAGGCAAAACAGAAACGACCAAGGACUUGGCGAAAGCUCUGGCCAUACAGUGCGUUGUGUUCAACUGCUCCGAAGGACUCGAUUAUAAAAUGAUGGGUCGAUUCUUCUCCGGCCUCGCCACAUCCGGUGCUUGGUGCUGCUUCGAUGAAUUCAAUCGUAUUGACAUAGAAGUACUUUCCGUCAUCGCGCAACAACUUAUCACAAUACGCAAUGCUAAGGUCGCUCGAGCCAAAGAAUUUAUGUUCGAAGGUCGUAAAAUCAAGCUAGUCAGAUCGUGCGCAACAUUCAUUACCAUGAAUCCUGGUUAUGCAGGUCGUACCGAGUUGCCUGACAACUUGAAAUCGCUGUUUCGGCCGAUUUCAAUGAUGGUACCUGAUUACAAACUCAUUGCUGAAGUUACACUGUACUCGGAAGGAUUCGAAUCCUCGAAACCUUUGUCCAAAAAGAUGACACUGCUGUACACUCUCUGUAGCGAGCAAUUGUCACAGCAAGAUCACUACGAUUUUGGAAUGAGGGCAGUAAAGAGUGUGCUAGUAAUGGCGGGAAGCUUGAAGCGCGAAAAUCCUGAUAAGAAGGAGGACGUAGUUCUCAUAAGAGCCUUGAGAGACAGUAAUUUGCCGAAAUUCUUGGCAGACGAUGCUGAGCUCUUCCAGGGCAUUCUUGGUGAUCUGUUUCCGGGAAUCGAGAUUCCCGAGGAAGACUAUGGCGUUCUCCAGCAGACGGCAGUAACUAUAAUGAAAGAAGCUGGACUACAACCCGAGGGCUGUUCCAUCAAAAAAGUCAUUCAAUUGCACGAAACGAUGCGCGUGAGACACGGUGUCAUGUUAGUUGGGCCCACUGGUUCUGGCAAGUCUACAGUUCUCCGCACGCUGCGAGACACGUACACCAGACUUCACGAAAUGGAGGUCCCUAGUCCAUAUUACCGAACGGUACACAUGUACGUAUUGAACCCUAAAGCCGUGACCAUUGGAGAACUCUACGGUGAAAUCCAUGCUGCAUCGAACGAAUGGCACGAUGGGUUAUUGGGAGUCAUAAUUCGUCAUGCAUGCGGGGCUACAACGGACGAUCACCAAUGGGUCGUCUGCGACGGGCCAGUCGACGCUGUCUGGAUUGAAAAUAUGAACACCGUGUUGGACGACAAUAAAAUGCUGUGUCUGGCGAAUUCCGAAAGAAUAAAAUUCACACCGUACGUCCACAUGAUUUUCGAAGUAGCUGAUCUGGCGCAAGCUUCUCCGGCUACAGUGAGCCGAUGUGGUAUGGUUUACCUUGACCCAACGGAAUUGAAGUGGUUACCGUACGUGAAAACGUGGAUAGCCGACGUUUCAGAAAAGUUAGAACGACGAGAUGUACCGAUUUUGCUGCUGGAGCUUUUCGAAAAAUAUGUAGAGGACGGAUUUACGUUCUUCAAAAAGUACUGUGACCACGCCAUGUCUCAGGUUGACAUCAGCAAAGCCAACAUGUUGUGCGCACUUCUCGAAAGCAUAAUUUUGGAACCAGGCGCCAUUGACAAAACCGCAGACUCUUCAAAAGUUAAAACCUUCGUCACCCAAGCUUUCGUAUUUUCCUACAUGUGGGCAAUCGGUGGAAACAUCUUGGACAAUUCUCGCGAAGCUUUCGAGCUUUUUGUCAAGGAUCAAUUCGAGGAGAAUGCAGACGCUCGGAUACCGUCAUCGGGUGACUUAUGGGGACUUUUCGUGAACACUUCGGAUCGACGUAUGGACGUUUGGUCAAAACUCAUGCCAACUUUCUCCUACGAUUCAGAGCAGCCUUUCUUCGAAAUUCUGGUUCCUACUGUGGACACUGUUCGGUUCGGCUACGUCAUGCAAAAAUUGAUCCAAGUCAACAAGCCCGUGCUUUUCACUGGCGGCACAGGCAUCGGCAAAUCCGUGAUCGCUAAAAUGGUUCUCAAUACCUUGGAAAAUACGGGCGAUUGGGUGCCCAUAGUCCUGAACUUCUCGGCGCAGACGAGCAGCGGCCGGACGCAGGAGAUCCUCGAGCUGAAGCUCGAAAAAAAGCGAAAAACCGCAAUAGGUGCACCGGUUGGCAAACGGGUCUGUUUGUUCGUCGAUGACGUGAACAUGCCGAAAUUAGACAGCUACGGAUCGCAACCGCCGAUCGAACUGCUCAGGCAAAUCUUGGACAGCGGAGGUCUUUACGACAGAGACAAGCUUUUUUGGAAAGACAUCCAAGACGUCGUGUUGACGACAGCUUGCGCCCCACCAGGAGGCGGGAGAAAUCCACUGACAGCUCGGUUUGUCAGGCACUUUGGAAUGUUGGUCAUUCCGGCACCGACGGAGGAUUCCUUGAAAUCAAUCUUUAGGUCCAUCAUGAGAGGUUUCUUGAAAGACUUCACGCAGCCGAUUAUAGACAUCGGAGAUAGAAUCGUAGGUGCCGCAGUUGAAAUAUACGGCAGAAUAGCCGAGGAUCUACUGCCGACGCCGGAGAAGAGUCAUUAUAUUUUCAAUCUCCGCGAUUUGUCGAAAUGCAUCCAAGGAAUUUUGCAAGCCGAUUCUUCCAUAGUCCGAGAAACCAAGCAGAUGCUGAGGCUCUUCUACCACGAAUGUCUGCGAGUCUUCCACGACCGUUUGAUAAACACCCAAGACAAGAGCUACUUCUACCGACUGCUAUCCGGCAUCUGCUCGCACAGCUUCAACGACGAAGUGGUCCCGCUUCCCGCGGAGGAAAUCAUCUCGCAACCUCCUCUCCUUCUAUUCGGCGACUUCCUCGUCUUCGGAGCUGAACGUGACCAGCGCGUCUACGAGGAAAUCGUGGACAUCGAUCGAGCCAAAAGUGUACUCCAGGACUAUCUGGACGACUACUGUAUGGUCACGUCGAAAGAGAUGAGUCUGAUCUUCUUUAUGGAUGCAGUGGAGCAUCUCUGUAGACUCGCGAGGAUCUUGAGGUCCGAAAGGGGAAAUGGACUACUGGUCGGAGUUGGCGGAAUGGGAAAGCAGAGCUUGACCCGACUCGCCUCACACAUGAACGGAUACCGCUGCCAUCAAAUAGAAGUAAGUCGAGGCUACGACAAAAACUCUUGGCACGACGAUCUGCGAAGAUUCUACUUCAGACCCGGCGCCUUCGCGGAAGCGGCUACUUUUCUCUUCACGGAUACACAAAUCGUCGUCGAAGAAUUUCUCGAGGAUAUCAAUAACACUUUGAACUCGGGAGAAGUUCCGAAUCUCUUCGAAGCGGAGGAAUUAGAAAGAGCCAUCAUCGCUACACGACCAGCGGCCAAAGAAGCAGGAAUCAGCGAAGGCAACAGAGACGCGAUCUAUCAGUUUUUCAUUGGUCGCGUGAGAAAUCACCUGCAUUUGAUGCUGUGCAUGAGUCCAGUAGGAGAUGCGUUCAGGCGUCGCUGCCGAAUGUUUCCUUCUUUGGUGAAUUGCUGCACGAUCGACUGGUUUUCGAAGUGGCCUAACGAGGCCCUUCUCUCCGUUGCUGUCAAGUCGAUUAGUUCCGUGAUCGUCGACGACGAGGCAAAAGUUCAUUCCCUCGCUUCUAUUUGCGUUUUGAUGCACGAGAGUGUCGAAGAUGCUACAGUGCGAUUUUUCGAAGAGAUGAGGAGGAGGUAUUACACAACGCCCAGUAGCUAUCUGGAUCUGCUGAAGCUUUAUCUGAGUACACUCGGAAAGAAAACUAUGAAGAUUGAGACGAUGAAAAGCAGAAUAGCCAAUGGCCUCAAUAAAUUGAAAGAGACCAACGAAAUGGUAGCCGUGAUGAAGCAGCAAUUAAUAGCACUGGGGCCACAAUUGAAAAUCAAUUCGGAGGAAGUGUCGAAACUGAUGAAAAUUGUCGAGAAACAGAAAACAGAAGCCGACAAAGUCCGAACCGUCGUCGCCGCCGAUGAAGCAGUGGCAAAGGCAAAAGCUGACGAAACCGGCGCUCUAGAAGCAGACGCAAGAAAGGAUUUGGAAGCUGCACUGCCUGCACUGGAAGAGGCUCAGAACGCCCUUGCAGCGCUCAAUAAAAAUGACAUUAACGAGAUUAAGGUCUUCAAUAAGCCACCGCAAUUGGUGCGCUUCGUUAUGGAGGCGGUUUGCUUGCUGCUCGGCGAAAAAACGAACUGGCAAACGGCUAAAUUAGUUCUUGGAGAUGUCCGCUUCCUGGACCGGCUGAUGGCCUACCCGAAAGACGAAAUCAGCGACAAGCUUCUGAAAAAACUGCAAGAGUACGUGACUCACAAGGAUUUCCAGCCCGACAUCGUGGCCAAACAGAGCAAAGUGUGCAAAUCGAUUUGCAUCUGGGUGAGAGCGAUCGACGGUUACGCCAAGAUCUUCCGAGUCGUUCAGCCGAAACGUCAGAGGCUGGAACAAGCGGCGAGCGAAUUGCGAGCUAUCGAGGAAGUCCUUCACGCGAAGCAAAAAGCGCUCGCUGACGUCGAGAAGCAAAUCAGAGAUUUACAGAGUCAAUACGAUGCAGCGGUUAAGCGUCUAGGUGAUCUCGAGUACAAUAUCGCAUUGAGCGAAGCUCGAUUGGGCAGAUCCGGUAGAUUAACGUCGGCUCUGGCUGACGAAGAAGUUCGAUGGAUCGAGGAAAUGGAAGAAUUCGACAAAGAAAUCGGCAACCUAACAGGCGACACCUUGGUAGCAGCCGGUGGUCUAGCUUACCUCGGAGCUUUCACGAGCGCCUAUCGCGAACAGCUGCUCGGUAUCUGGUUAUCGCGUUGCCGCGAACAGAAUAUCGAUACCACGGCAAACUUCAGUUUGAUCACCGUACUUGCCGAUCCCUACGAGAUUCGUAUGUGGAACACGUUCGGGCUACCGAGAGACCAAGUCAGCACCGAAAACGCGAUCCUCGUGACGCAGGCUGGCAGGUGGCCCUUAAUGAUCGAUCCCCAAGAACAGGCGAAUCGCUGGAUUAGAAACAUGGAAAUGCAAAAUCAAUUGAAGAUUUGCAAGAUGACCGACUCGAACUUCAUGAGGCUCAUGGAAGCUUGCAUAAGAACGGGAGCUCCGAUACUGCUUCAAGAAGUCGGCGAAACUUUGGAUCCGAGUUUGGAGCCGAUAUUGCUGAAGCAAACCUUCGUGCAGGGAGGAAGAACAAUCAUUCGACUCGGCGACAAUGACGUGGAAUACGAUUCCAAUUUCCGUCUGUACAUCACUACGAAAAUGGCGAAUCCGCAUUAUCUGCCUGAGAUUUGCAUCAAAGUUACGAUCGUCAACUUUACCGUGACCCCGAGCGGAUUAGAAGAUCAAUUACUGGCAGACGUCGUCCGACUAGAAAAGCCGGAGCUCGAGAAAAUGCGCAACGAGCUGAUAGCCCAAAUAAACGCCGACAAGACUCAGCUGAUGAACAUCGAAGACAAGAUCUUGACUCUACUAUUCAGCUCCGAGGGCAACAUCCUGGACAACGAGGAGCUGAUUGAGACACUGAACGAAAGCAAAGAGACCUCGGCGAUUAUCGCGUCGCGUCUCGUUGAAACCGAGGCCACCGAGGAGGAGAUCUCCGUCGCUCGGGAGAAGUACCGAAGCGUAGCGACGAGGGGCUCGGUACUGUACUUCGUCGUGGCGAAUCUCGCUGUCAUCGAUCCGAUGUAUCAGUUUUCGCUGAAGUACUUCAAUCAGAUCGUCAACAAUGUCAUCGAAACGAGCGAGAAGACGAACGAUCUAUCCAAGCGUUUGCUUAUUCUCUACGACGAGAUAACUCUAGCGGUUUACACUAUCGUGUCACGUGGACUGUUCGAGCGACAUAAGAUUGUCUUCAGUUUUAUGACGAGCGUAGCGAUACUUUUGAACGACGGAAUUAUCAAUUAUACGCAGUGGAAUUUCCUACUUCGCGCUCCCGAGCAGAUAAAAACGGCGAAAAAACCAGACUAUGCAACUCUGACCGAUACCAUGUGGAAUUCUGCCAAUUACUUGGCAACGAAUUUCCAGAGCUUCGAAAAGCUCAUGUCUGACGUGUUUAGGAAAAUCCCACUGAGAAUAGAAUACUACGAAGAAGAAAUCAAUAUCCUGCCUAGUAACAAUGCCAAAGCUCAACACAGUUGGAACACGCUCCUCACCGACAUCGAAAAGCUCAUGUUGCUAAAAGCUCUGAAGGAAGAAAAGCUAAUCUUCGGGAUCACGGCGUUCGUGAAGAAGAAUCUUGGCCAGAAAUUCGUUGAGUCGCCAUUGAUAUCUCUUCAAGUAUUGUAUCCAGACACGUCGAAGGUCACACCCUUGGUCUUCGUCCUAAGCACCGGUUCGGACCCAUUCAGUUCCUUCCUGAAGUUCGCCUACGAAAUGGGCUUCUCGGAUAGAUACGAGUCGAUAUCCCUGGGUCAAGGCCAGGGUCCGAUAGCCGAAAGCCUCAUCAGGCGUGGCUGUUCGAAUGGUUCCUGGAUCUUUCUUCAGAACUGUCACUUGGCCACAUCUUGGAUGCUGUCACUUGAGAACCUCGUGGUCGAGAUCGUAGAACAAGCCGAUUCGGUGCACGAGGACUUUAGGCUGUAUCUCAGUUCAAUGCCCAGUACCGCGUUCCCUGUCUCGGUUCUUCAGAACUCGGUCAAAGUGACCAACGAACCACCCAAGGGACUCAAGGCUAACGUUAAGAGGGCGUUUUUCGAGAUCGACGAGGAGUUGUUCGAGCAAAAUGAACUGGAAGAAAAAUGGAGACGCAUGAUCUUCGGAGUCUGCUUCUUCCACGCGAUCAUACAAGAGAGAAAGAAGUUUGGCCCGCUGGGCUGGAACAUCAUCUACGAGUUCAGCGACAACGACAGGGAAUGCUGCUUGUUGAACUUGAAAAUGUUCUGCGUGGACGGUAAAAUACCUUGGGACGCUUUGAUUUAUACAACAGGUGAAAUCACUUACGGCGGAAGGAUCACGGACAAUUGGGACUUGCGCUGCUUGAAAACAAUAUUGGAGGGCUUCUUCUCUCCAAAAACUCUAGAUCCAGACUACGUUUAUUCACCGUCUGGGACGUAUUACUGUCCGUCUUACGAGAGCCUUGACGAGUACCGCGAAUUCAUUGAUGAUUUUCCAAUAAUAGAAGACCCGGAAAUCUUCGGGAUGCACGAAAACGCUAAUAUUGCUUUUCAACUAAAGGAAUCUAAAACGAUCGUGGAAACGAUAAUGGACGUUCAACCGAAAGUUGGUAUCGGAAAAGAAGGAAAAUCCGAGUCGGAGAUCGCUUACGAGCUGGCAGAUAUGAUAAUGGAAAAAAUCGCUCUCAAAAUAGAUAUCGACAUGUGCAAUCCAAAACAUCUAGAUAAAGACAGCGCGGGACGUUUGCCGUCGCUGACAGUUGUUUUGCUGCACGAAGUUGAAAGAUACAAUAUUUUACUGACGAGAAUUCAUUCAUCUAUGGAAAAUCUGCAAAGAGCGAUCAAGGGAUUUGUUGUCAUGUCCGAGGAACUCGAAAACGUUUUCAGGUCUCUUGUCAAUAAUCAAGUGCCUCAAAUAUGGCAUAACAUGAAUGUUUAUCCAUCAUUGAAAACUUUGGGAAGUUGGAUAAGAGAUUUAGAGCUUAGAAUCGAUUUUAUACAGACUUGGUUAACAGACAAGAAACCUGUUUCGUUUUGGCUGUCUGGUCUAUCUUUUCCACAAGGAUUCAUAACUGGCAUGUUGCAAACACAUGCUAGAAAAUACAAUAUCCCAAUUGAUCAUCUAAAAUUAGACUUCAAAGUCACAGAUGUAGUUCUUGAUCAAGAAGAUAUUGAAACGGCUCAUAAAGAAGCAGGCAAAGAAGUUUCCAGUAUUUACAAAGACUUACAAGUACCGCAAGAUGGAAUACUUGCUCAUGGGCUCUUUGUAGAUGCUGGCAAAUGGGAUACUAAAUUUAAAAUCCUAGUCGAUGCAAGUAGAGGAGAGAUGAAUCCUGCAUUACCAGUUAUACACAUUCUUCCAGUACUGACUCUGCCAGAAAAUGAUCCCAGAUAUGUUUGUCCACUGUACAAAACAAGCAUAAGAGCUGGAGUUUUGUCAACUACUGGACACAGUACAAACUUUGUAAUGCCCGUACUUCUUCCUUCUGCUCGAAAACAAUCCUACUGGAUACUCAAAGGCACAGCCUUGUUGAUUCAAGUUACAAACUAGGAAUUAAAUGAUUUAUUUGUUAAUUGAAAAAACUUGGCAAAGUUAUGCAAAACAUUAAUAAAGUAUUUAUAUUUAAACAGACUUGUUACAAACCUUUCAUUCAAGAAAUACAAAAUCGAUAAUGCCAAACACACUGAAUAUGGAAUAAUGUAUGUAAUAUUAAUGUUGAUAUCACUCAAUAAAUUAAUGUGUCAAUGGUGUAAGUAAAAAAGCAUUCUGCAUGAGUUUAACUCAACUAAUAACAAACAAACAAUACCAAAAAAA